Hibiscus syriacus is the source of this 1981-nucleotide messenger RNA. Its product is annotated as CTL-like protein DDB_G0274487. Lineage: Eukaryota; Viridiplantae; Streptophyta; Magnoliopsida; Malvales; Malvaceae. Gene Ontology annotation, cellular component: membrane. Gene Ontology annotation, molecular function: transmembrane transporter activity. The record is from RefSeq and is a predicted model, not a curated record. Gene Ontology annotation, biological process: transmembrane transport. Bases 95 to 1804 code for a protein of 569 amino acids. The transcript is spliced from 5 exons.
UACAAAAGAAAAGCCAUAACCAACAACCAACCAUUUCUUGUAGGUGUAUAUAUCAUACCAACAAAAAUCCAACGACACGGAGGAUUCCGCUGCCAUGGGUGCCACCGAGCAUGUGGUGGUGGUGGAAGGGGAAAGUGAAGAAGAAAAGAGAGAGGAGGAAAAAGGAGCGGCGGAGGAGAAAGAGAAAGUGGACUUGGAGAAGGGACAAGUGGGGGCUUUUGUUGAAGACAAGAGUUUAGAGAGAAAUGAAGACCAAAGAGAUCAUUUUCAUAUCUCUAUGUUGCAGACAUUGAACCCAACAAACCCUUUAAGGAUUGUCGUCAAUGGUGGUACCAGAGUGGCUCCUCCUCCUCCUUCCCAGUCUUCUAGGUUUCAGGUUCCUGCUCCUCCUUCCCAGUCUUCUAGGUUUCAGGUUCCUCCUCCUCCUUCCCAGUCUUCUAGGUUUCAGGCUCCUCCUCCUCGUUCUACACCAACCCCACAACAAUCAGUGACAACACUCAACUCGAGACGAUUCACCAAUAAAAUAACCCUAUUAUUAUACUUGGUGCACAAGGUUGCGGCUAUUGCUCUUGUUGGUUUUCUUAUAUUCAAGGGAGUUCAAGGGCUAAUCGAUGCAUCGAACCCCGCUAGACGAAAAGAGGAGAGGGUGCUUAAAUAUUUCUUGCCACAAGUUGAAGCUGCAUCUCUUUUGAGCAUCACUCUGGCAUUUGCUUGGCAAAAGGCUUUGCGGGAAUGGCCUCGGAUCAUGGUUUACUUCAUCAUAUGGUGCACUUUCUUCAUGUCUUUAUCGGCCGGGAUCCUUCUGAUUUGCUUCCAAAAGCCUGCAACGGACGGCGUUGGAGUCUGCUUCAUCGCUUUUGCCAUCGGCAAUGGCUUGUAUGCGUGUUGGGUCUCUCAACGAGUCGGAUUUUGUUUCAAGGUGUUGCUCAAAGCACUCGAACCGGUUGACAAAUUCCCCGACUUGAACGGACCUGCUUAUUGGAUGCUUGGGUCUGGGUUCUUGUGGAUGUCCCUGUGGAUCUUGGCUGUCAUUGGAGCCUUGAAUUUCUACUACACUCCAUUGGUUAUAAUUGCAUUGGUCUUGAGCUUGGCUUGGACAACUGAAGUGAUGAGGAAUGUAGUUAAUUUGACUGUUAGCAGAGUGAUUGCUCUGUAUUAUCUCAGAGGAAUGCAGUCCAACACUCAGUUCUGCUUCCAGAGAGCCUUGUCCCGGAAUCUUGGCAGUGCUUGUCUCGGUUCUUUAUUCGUUCCAGCAAUCGAAGCCUUGAGAAUCGUGGCCAGAGGCUUGAAUUUACUUGAAGGAGAAGAUGAAUUUAUGUUCUCUUGUGCUCAUUGCUGUCUCAAUGUUAUGCAGUCCAUCUUCAGAUAUGGGAAUGGGUGGGCAUACGUACAGAUAGCUGCCUAUGGAAAAAGUUUUGUUAGGGCAUCGCAGGAUACUUGGGCACUUUUCGAGAGGGAAGAAAUGGUAUCCAUCGUUGAUUCCGACAUGACAAGCGCGCUUUGCUUCCUCACUGGCGUUUGCAGUGGUUCGAUUUGUGUUAUUGUUGUGGCUGCUUGGACUGCAACAGUCCACCGACCCUUCACUGCCACCAUCUCCCUCCUGGCCUUCUUCAUUGGAUACCUCAUGACGAGGAUCGCCAUGGCAUUGCCGCAUGCAUGUGUGAGCUGUUACUAUGUCUGCUAUGCCGAAAAUCCCGAGAACCGGUUGUUCGAUAAAACAAUAAAGGAACGCCUGGAGAUGAUAAAGACCGGUCGGGAUGUGGUGAUGGCAACACCACGUGUGCCCCGUCGAUUUACGAGAUAGCUUCUGCCGGCGAGUCGGAAAAAGAAACGGGAAUAGGGAUUUUCCUACGCAUGUACAUACAGAAAUAAUGCAGGAAAAUCCCGAAAUUUAGCAGGCAUUGGUCAGUUUCAAUGGGGGUGUGAUGGAAGAGACUCAAAUAAGGCCAACUUUGUAUGUAAAAUGAUUAACUAUUAUUGG